AUGACAUCAAAGGUGCUUAUGACAUCAACCUCCAAAGACACCACUCUAGAAAACAGAGGAGAGACAUCAACAACUGAAAUAGGAAGACUUACAUCACUCACCCUAGAGGUCUCAAUGACAACGGCACCAGAAAUACAAUCAAAAACUUCUUCAAGGACAUCUACUCAGGAAACAAUAGAAUUUUCUCAGAAUUGGCAGACCCAAACCAUGGAAACCACCAGAGAAUCUCAAACCAACACCCUCACGCAGGUGACCACAUCAACACUUUCAUCCUCCUCCAAUGGACACACCCUGACUGAGACCAUUUCUAAGGACACGUCCCAUUCUGGUAAAACAACCACCUCAUCCACCACUGUGGUCAAUAAUACAACCCUGAUGACAACAGAGGUGUUAACAACAACAACAACCUCUGCAGACGUCGCUCCACAAAAUACAAGGGAGAAAUCAAAACUUGUAAUGGGUAGUAUAGUGCCAUACACCUCAGCAGUCUUACUAAAGGAUAUACCAGAAGGACAAUCAAUAGCAACUUCUUCAAGAACUUCUACCCAGGAGACAUCAGCAUCUUCCCAGAGCCAUCAGACUCAGAGCACGGAGACCACGAGAGAACCGGAAACUAGUGCCCUCACACAGCUUAUCAUAUCAACUCUACCAUCUUCCCAAUAUGGACACCAUCUUAGUGGGACUAUUUCUUCUGCAAUUGUCCAGAUAGGUCACACUGAACCCACACAGACCGCAGAAGAAUCCGAAACCAUGAGGUUGCUCUCCCCGAUGACUGACACCAUCAAGAAGGUCACAACUACAGCUUCUUCUUUUAUACCCAGUGGACAUUCACCUUCAGGAAGUGUUCCUCAGCAUGCAUCCACCACAGGUGAAGUGACAACCUCCACCCUAGCACCCUCUGGAGAUGGUCACACAACCCAGGCCACAACCACAGGAUUGUGGGCAGCACCAACCAGCCCUGACAUCCCCCUGGAGCCCUUAGGGGGAACAUCACCUUCCGUAACAGGCACCAUUCCUCAGGUCACUACCGGAGUCUCAACAUCGGGGGGCCCAGGAGGACAACUGACAUUGCCUUCUGCCAGCACCUCACCUGAUGUCACACCAGCCGUUACCCAAACCCAUCAGACUCAAGGCACAGAGACAUCUGGAGAAACGCAGACCAGCAAACAGGCCUCCUCCAUGUCAGACACCAUCUCACCGGGCACAGCUACCCCUUCCUCAUCCAUGGCAAGCGGCACAACAACGUCAGAAAGUGUGUCCUCAGAAACGUCCACCUCAGGUAGGAUCACAAGCUUCUCACCGACUCCCUCCAGUGACAGCCAGACAACUCAGGGGACAACUGAAUUCUUGUCCACCUCAACCAGUCAUGACCCCAGCCCAGGAGCCAUGGGAACGGUGUCUGUGAUUGUCCCCAGCACCUUUUCCACCAUCUCUAAGGUCUCAACUGCAGGGAGACUGACAGGACAGUCAACCACAACUUCUUCCGGCACCUCUCUUCAGGAAAUGUCAGCCAUUCCCCACAUGCCUCAGACCUGGAGUAUAGGAACUAGCGCGGGAUCUGAAACCAUGAGCUCUGUGUCCGCCCAGGUGACUGACACAUUCUCAACGGUCACGUCCCCACCUCUUUCAUCCACACCAAAUGGGCACACGUCUCCACAAACUGAGACGCACACUCUGUCACCUUCAGACAGCAGGGAAACCCUCAUCUCCACCCCAUUCAUCACCUGGAGCUCCAGCACCCUAUCCACAGGUCACACCUCUCCUCUGUCUGUUACCAGCAAGUCCUCACCAUCCACAGCAUCUUCAGGCUCCCCUCUGAAGACUGAGGCUCCAGUAACAACCACAGCCUCACUGAGGACGGACAAUGGGAGAAGCACGGUAACACCGUUACCCUCAACAACCUCCCAGACCCUUCCUACCUCCACCCGCAGCACAUCCACGGGCAACGGUGCAACAGCUUUCCCAGUCCCUCCGCAGCCGCAGAAAGGCGUUCUCCUCUUCCGCUACGGGCAGCACGUCGGAGACCGGAAGUUUGUCAGGAGGGCCGAGGACUUCACCUCACCGCUCUUCGAGCCCCAGAUCGGCUUCCCCCUCGGCUCCUCUCUCCGGGAUUCCCUCUACUUCACAGAUAAUGGCCAGAUCAUUUUCCCAGACUCAGACUACCAGAUUUUCUCCUACCCCCACCCACUCCAAAGACGCUUCACGGGCUGGGACCCUGUGGCCCUGGUGGCUCCGUUCUGGGAUGAUGCUGACUUCUCCAGCGGCUGGGGAACCACAUAUUACCAGGAAUAUGUGACACUCUAUGAUGAACAUUACCCACUAGUCCAGCAGGUGGAGUCUUUGAUUAAUAAGUUCACAAACUCCUGGGACUACAAAGCCAGGUGGACCCUGAAGGUCACGUGGGUUAAUGCCCCCGCCUACCCCGCAGAUUGGACCUUCAGGACCAGCACCUACCAGGCCAUCCUCUCCACGGAUGGGAGCAGGUCCUACACCCUGUUCCUCUACCAGAGUGGCAGUAUGCAGUGGGACGUGACCCAGCGCCCAGGCACCUCCGUCCUCAUGGGCUUCUCCAGUGGAGACGGGUAUUUUGAAAACAGCCCGCUGAUGUCCCAGCCAUUGUGGGAGAGGUAUCGUCCAGACCAAUUCCUGGAUUCCAACUCAGGCCUCCAGGGGCUGCAGGUCUACAGGCUACACAGGGAGGAAAGGCCCAACUACCGUCUCAAGUGCCUGCAGUGGUUGAAGAGCUCACCUCAGUGGCCCAGGAGGGGCAGGAACCAGAUCUCCUGCCCUUGCUCCUGGCAGCAGGGACUAUGGGACUUACGAUUCCAGCCCGUCAGCAUAGACAGGUGGGACUGGAGCGGCAGGCAGCUGUGCCGCUUCUCCUCCUGGCAGGGAGGCGUGUGCUGCAGCUACGGGCCCUGGGGAGAGCUUCGUGAAGGCUGGAGACUGCAGAGCCCUUGGCAGUUUGACUGGGAACUGGAGCCGCAGGACUGGUGCUGCCGCUGGAAUGACAAGCCCUACCUCUGCACCCAGUACUGGCUGCGGCGGCCCCGCGUUGGCUGUGCUGGAUACAGGCCCCCACGGCCCGCCUGGAUGUUUGGGGACCCCCACAUCACUACCUUGGAUGGUGCCAAUUACACCUUCAAUGGGCUGGGGGACUUCCUGCUCGUCAGGGCCUGGGACAGAAACUCCUCCUUCCUGCUGCAGGGCCGCACUGCCCAGACGGGCUCAGUCCAGGCCACCAACUUCAUUGCCUUUGCGGCUCAGUACCACUCCAGCAGCCUGGGCCCCAUCGCGGUUCAAUGGUUCCUUGAGCCCAAUGACACUAUCCGUGUUCUGCUCAAUAACCAGACUGUGACAUUUGAGACUAAGCAUGAAGAUGGAGAAGACCGGGAGAUAUUCAAUGCCACCGGGGUCCUCCUGACCCGCAACGGCUCCAUGGUGUCAGCAAGCUUCGAUGGGACGACAGCCAUCACAGUGACCGCUCUCUCCAACAUCCUCCACGCCUCCUCCAGCCUCCCAGAGGAGUAUCGAAACCACACGGAGGGCCUCUUGGGGGUCUGGAAUGACAAUCCAGAAGACGACUUCAGGAUGCCCAAUGGCUCCACCUUUUCCCGAGGGAGCUCUGAGGAGGCGCUUUUUCACUACGGAAUGACCUGGAAAAUCAACGAAACAAGCCUCCUUGGCAAGAAGAACGAUCAUCUGCCCUCCAGCUUCACCCCUGUCUUCUUUUCCCAACUGUCGGGAAACAAAUCCUUGGAUGAAAAUUUGGUCUCCAGCUGUAACGGACAGAGACAGUGCAUCUAUGACGCCCUGCUCACGCGCGACACAAGCACUGGACUUCACACGAUGAUGCUCUUUAGAAGAUACCAAGAGAUGAACGCCACCCUCAAUCAGUACCCGCCCUCUAUCCAUGGUCCUCAUGUGCUUGAAGCCUAUCGGGGGAAUACCACGCUGUUUCACUACACCAGCAACGCUGAGGAUGUCACAUUCUCUCUUGGAAACCACUGCACUGACGUUAAGCUCUUUGAGAAUGGGACAUUGCUAUGGACACCAAACUCAUUGACACCGUUCACUCUGGAGAUUCUAGCAAGAAGCACCAAAGUUGGCUUGUCAUCCGUACUCCAGCCCAAGACCGUGGUCUGCAAUUGCAGCAAAGAGAGCCAGUGUUUAUAUAACAAGACCAGCAGGGUGGGCAAUUCCUCCCUCGAGGUGGCUGGUUGCAAGUGUGACGGGGACACCUUUGGCCACUACUGCGAACGCUCCAAGGACCCCUGUGAGGAGCAGUGCUUCCCGAAUGUCAGCUGCAUUCCUGGGCAGGGCUGCGAGGCCUGCCCCCCAAACCUCACUGGGGAUGGGCGUCACUGUGCAGCUCUGGAGAACUCUUUCCUCUGUCAGAACAAGUCCUGUCCUGUGAACUACUGCUACAACCACGGCCACUGCUACAUCUCCCAGACUCUGGGCUGCGAACCCAUGUGUACCUGCCCCCCGGCCUUCACCGACACCCGCUGCUUCCUGGCUGGGAACAACUUCACUCCAACCAUGAGUCCAGAGCUUCCCUUAAGAGUCAUCCAGCUCUCACUCAGUGAAGACGAAAAUGCCUCCAUGGCAGAUGUCAACGCCUCGGUGGCAUACAGACUGGGGACCCUGGCGGUGCGGGCCUUUCUCCAGAACAGCAAAGUGGAACAAAUCCGUCCCCCAGCACCAGCCUCGGGAAGCUCCACUCAACACUGGAAGGUCAUCUCAAAGUUCCAGUACCGCCCUUGGGGCCCUGUCAUCCACUUCCUAAAUAACCAGCUCCUGGACGCGGUGGUGGAGGUGUUCUUACCCCAGGUGCCGACCAGGAGGUGGAAGAGGAGUGAGGGGUCCAGGAACAACGUGGUCUUCCACCCCAUCUCCAGGGAAGACGUGCGUGAUGAGAUGGCUCUGAACUUGAGCACGCUGAAGACGUACUUCAGCUGCAGUGGCUACAAGGGCUACCACAUGGUCUACAGCCCCCAGAGCGGCCUCACCUGCGUGUCCCCGUGCAGUGAAGGCUACUGCGAUCACGGAGGCCAGUGCCAGCACCUGCCGGACGGGCCCCGCUGCAGCUGUGUGUCCUUCACCAUCUACACGGCCUGGGGCGAGCGCUGUGAGCACCUGAGUGUGAAACUCGGCGCGUUCUUCGGGAUCCUCUUUGGCGCCCUGAGCGUCCUCUUGCUGCUGGGGGCCGCGGUGUUUGUGGUCCUGCGCUUCUGGGGCUGCUCCGCGACCAAGUACUACGACUACCACCUGGACUCGGAAAGCUGA
Messenger RNA from Propithecus coquereli (Coquerel's sifaka), 5289 nucleotides. RefSeq names its product mucin 4, cell surface associated (gene MUC4). The record is from RefSeq and is a predicted model, not a curated record. The transcript has 25 exons. Gene Ontology annotation, biological process: cell-matrix adhesion. NCBI's taxonomy places the organism in Eukaryota, Metazoa, Chordata, Mammalia, Primates, Indriidae. The coding region runs from base 1 to 5289 and encodes 1762 amino acids.